AUGGCGACGGACGAUCUGCUCAAGAAAGGAGCGAAGAACAAGAAGAACGCGCCCAGUCAGACGGACACUGCUACGACGCAUGGAAAGAGUAAUGGAAAAGGUGCAGGGGUGGGCGGUUUCCAGCACUUGGGCCUCAGUCCGCUCGUGUUCCGCGGUGUCAUGGCCAUGGGCUACAAAGUGCCGACGCCCAUCCAGCGCAAGUCGCUGCCUAUCGUGCUGUCUGGAAAAGACUGCGUUGCAAUGGCCCGCACUGGAUCGGGCAAGACGGCUGCUUUCUUGAUUCCUAUGGUGGAGAAACUCAAGGAGCACUCGACCAAGAUUGGCGUGCGCGCUCUGGUGCUCUCGCCUACACGCGAACUGGCGGUGCAGACGCUUCGCUUUACGAAGCAAUUGGCCAAGUUUACUACACUCAAGAUGGCGCUCAUUGUUGGCGGUGAAGGCAUGGACCAGCAGUUUGAGGCCAUUGCAGCGAACCCGGACGUGCUCAUUGCAACACCUGGUCGCUUGAUGCACCAUUUGCAGGAAAUUCCUGACUUUAAUUUGAAAGCUAUCGAGUAUGUGGUCUUUGACGAAGCGGACCGUAUAUUUGAGAUGGGCUUUGCGGAGCAGCUGCAGGAGAUCUUGAAGAAUAUGCCCACGAGCAGACAGACGCUGUUGUUCUCGGCGACGCUGCCAAAGGCUCUCGUACAAUUUGCCCGAGCUGGUUUGUGUGAUCCUGAGCUGAUUCGCUUGGAUGUGGAGAAUAAGAUCUCGGAGAACCUAAAGAUGGCGUUUUUUACGGUGAGGUCGUUGGACAAGCCGGCAUUGUUCCUGUACAUGGUCCGAGAGUUUUUGCCCAAGGGUGAUCAGACGAUUGUUUUCGCAGCUACUCGUCAUCACGUAGAAUUUCUACAUGCUUUGUUGGCGGCAAGUCACAUUGAGGCAUCGUAUGCGUAUGGUGACAUGGACCAAGCCUCUCAUAAAAUAAAUCUGGGCAAGUUCCGUGCCAAGAAGACAGAUUUGCUCAUUGUGACAGAUGUGGCAGCUCGUGGUAUCGAUAUUCCACUGCUAAACAAUGUGCUGAACUACUCGUUUCCGCCUACGGCUAAGCUUUUCGUACAUCGUGUGGGUCGUGCAGCUCGUGCAGGCCGUAGUGGUACGGCUUUUAGCUUUGUGGAUCCGGACGAAACUCCAUUUAUGGUUGACUUGCACCUUUACAUCGGGCGCCGACUAGAGGACUCUUCACCAGAGGAACACGCCGGCACCAAGCCGUAUUCGCUGAGUUCUAUGAAGGUUGCAGACGUUCACUAUGGAGCAUUUCCUAAUGAACUAAUUGAUCAAGAGAAUGAAGCCAUCACGGAGCUGAUGUCUAGCCAUCCGCAAGUGUCUCCGCUCGUGAAGGUCUGCGACAACGCUUACAAAGCUUACGCGCGUACCCGCGCUGACCCGUCGAAACUCUCCAUUCGACGUGGGAAGGAACUUGCAGUGAAGAAGGUUCACCCUUUGUUUCAGCAGGAAUACGUGCUUGACAAGAGCAAGGCUGAUAAGGCAGCGUACGUGGACUCGCUGCUUUCGUUUCGUCCACCUCAGACGAUUUUUGAGAUUGCUGCAGGUGCACACUCGUCGGUAAAGCGUUCGUCACCUGGUGUACAAAUGAUGGUGAAGAAGCGAAAGCUGCACGGCAAGAUCAUUGCUACUGAGACAACCAAGGCUGCUAGUAUAGUCAAGGCGAAUGAAGAGGCAGCUGCCAUUAACGCUAUGGCCAACAUGGAGGAAAUGGUUGAUGCCGAUGGCCAAGUAGUGGCAUCUAAGGAGAAAGCGGUCGAUGUUGUGGAGACGAGAGACGAGGAAGCAGCUUUGGCUCCGAAGAAAAAGACCGUGUUUUUGUCCAAACACGAUCGUAAACAGCUUAAGAAACGUGUGGCCGCUGGUGAGAAAGAAGAGGACGUACUGAGGCAGGUGGCUGCAGCUAAGGAGCAAGGAGCAAAUGGCGUUGCGAAUUGCAAAGACCGGGAACAUGGAGAAGACUUGUCGUUUAAGGAUGACGAUAACUACAUCAGUUACAUGAAGGAUGGCGACUACACUACCGAGGGCUUUUUGGCAAAGAAUGCUGAUGGUGGCAAGGUGAAUGCUUUUGCGGAAGCUCGUUUGGAGGAAGCCAUCUUGGAUGUGAACCCCGAUGAGGCUAUUGAGAUGAACAAGAAGCGUCGUAUUCUGCACUGGGAUGUGCGCAAGAAGAAAUUUGUCAAGACUACUGCUGGUGAGCUCACCAGUCAGGGCACACUCAAGCGCCGCAACGAGAGCGGUGUCAGUGUCCGUAAGAAACACCACGUGGGUGAAGCAUACCGCAAGUGGCAGCAGAAGCAGCACAAGCGCGUUGCUGGUGGCGGUGUCGAAAUGGACGAGGAUGGCGAUGGUGAGAGUCGCAAGAUGGACUAUCGCAAUGGGAAGAAGCCGCGUGGUGGCGUUUCCAUGGUGAACCGCAGUCAUGUGAACAAGUUUGCGAAGGAUGAGCUGGUGAGCGAGGGCAAGAUCCGUAAGGAGGAGAAGCGCAAGGCUCGUUCGCGCGGCACCAAGGUCACUUCUGGCGUGAGGUCGAAGCGCGGUAAGGGUAACGUCAAGGGCAAAAGUCACGGCGCGCCUACGAGAAGCAAAGCGAUCAUCAAGAAGCGGUGA
This is a messenger RNA of Peronospora matthiolae, 2655 nucleotides long. NCBI's taxonomy places the organism in Eukaryota, Oomycota, Peronosporomycetes, Peronosporales, Peronosporaceae. The record is from the annotation of a GenBank genome assembly.